AUGCCCGGUUACUCAACGACGUGUGCGGGUCUUCCCGAAGAUGGUCCCGCUCUUAUCAUUUAUUACCAAGGCGCUAUUCCCAUCGAUAUGUAUUAUUUGGUGGCCCGUGUAUAUUUGAAGCGAUCUCGGUUGGUGCAUACGGUUGGAGAUCGCUUUCUAGAGAAAUUGCCCGGUUGGCCUUUCCUCGCGCGCGUUAUGAAAAUAGGCCCUGGGACUGUGCAAUCGUGUGCCACCGUUCUGAAGGAGGGUAACAUGUUGUCUUUUUCACCAGGAGGGGUCUCUGAAGCCCAGUUUGGGGAUAGCAAUUAUGAACUGCUGUGGAGGCAUCGUGUUGAUUUUGCGAAAGUGGCUAUCGAAUCCAAAGCACCAAUAAUUCCGAUGUUUACGGAGAACCUUCGGGAAGGCUUCCGCUCAAUUGGAUUCGCAAAUCGAUUGUUCAUUCGUCUGUGUAAUGUGGUGCGUAUACCGGUAUGGCCAGUUUAUGGGGGAUUCCCAGUGAAAUUCAGAACCCAUCUUGGAAAACCUAUUCCAUAUGAUCCGAGUUUGACACCUGAAGAGUUGCAAGAAAAGGUUGCGUAUGCUGUCGAGGAAUUGAUCAACAAAAACCAACGGAUACCUGGCAGUAUACUGCACGGACUGAUGGACCGUUUUAUAGGAAAGAAGAAGAAUGAGUGCUCGGAGCCUAGUGUUUCAUAUCUACGUAAGAAGGAGGAGCGAUUUGACAAAAUAAUUGUAACCGUACUUAGAAGUUAUUUUAAGCUGUGUAAAUGGUGUAAUGUUACUGAUGUGAUUAUUUGUUCCAAACAAGUGAAGUAA
Toxorhynchites rutilus septentrionalis is the source of this 816-nucleotide messenger RNA. RefSeq names its product transmembrane protein 68-like. The transcript is spliced from 3 exons. NCBI's taxonomy places the organism in Eukaryota, Metazoa, Arthropoda, Insecta, Diptera, Culicidae. The coding region runs from base 1 to 816 and encodes 271 amino acids. The record is from RefSeq and is a predicted model, not a curated record. Gene Ontology annotation, cellular component: membrane.